Messenger RNA from Oryzias melastigma (Indian medaka), 7954 nucleotides. RefSeq names its product metabotropic glutamate receptor 4. Bases 1658 to 4399 code for a protein of 913 amino acids. The transcript has 12 exons. NCBI's taxonomy places the organism in Eukaryota, Metazoa, Chordata, Actinopteri, Beloniformes, Adrianichthyidae. Gene Ontology annotation, molecular function: adenylate cyclase inhibiting G protein-coupled glutamate receptor activity. Gene Ontology annotation, biological process: G protein-coupled glutamate receptor signaling pathway; regulation of synaptic transmission, glutamatergic. The record is from RefSeq and is a predicted model, not a curated record. Gene Ontology annotation, cellular component: membrane.
GAGGAAGCAGCUGCGGGGAUUGCGCUCAUUCUGAAGGGAGCGCGUGAUUGCGCUCAUGAAUCAAUGCGCGCAAUCACCGCGGUGGUGGUGGUGUGGUGGUGACAUGAAGAAAAGCGAAUCGAAGCUGGAAAAUAACCUAAAAUAAACAACACUGAGGCAGACAGAAACGCAUUUGGAGACGCGUUUGCGCGCGGAGCUGAAGUGCGCAUGCGGACCCGCUGCUUCUUAAACUUUAAACACUCGAAGAUUCACACAGGAAGAGGUUCUCAGGGACGCAGUGCGGCUUCAGAUGCACUAGUGGGCGCUUUAAGAAUGAAAUCCGACUCAUUUUCUCUCCCCCCUCUGUUGGGAAUUUCACCAAGUGAGCUGCUCAAAGGACCCGAGGAAGAGCUCAUCCUACGUAACGCAGCCAGCCUCUUUAACUAUAACUGACAGCACUAAUGCGCAGAGGCUUAAAGCCGACAGAAAAAUCUAUAAGAAUCCCUUACUCUCCGUCGGUCGGUGCGUCAAUGUAAAUAAUUUGCGGGGCUGCGCAGUCUUUGCAUGGCACCCAUCAUGAAUGAGAGCAGCUGCAGAGCAUCCAGAUGAGAGGGGGAGACUCCCAAAGAUCAUCUCUGCAGUGAAAACUGGCAACAACUCUUGGAAUUUGCGUAAAAAACAGUUUGGCGCAGCAAUUUUCUUAAAAAAAAAUCAUAUAUGUGUAUGUGAAUAAAAAAAUGUUUAGUUUCGAUGAGAAAAUGUGCGCCUUUUUCCUUUUUUGUGUCAGUCAGUGCUUGACACAGCUUUGGUGGGUAGAGCCUAAAAUGUAGGAGGGAUCACAUUCAUUCUUGCGCGCGAAAGGAGGGAAAAGCUGGAGAGGAAGAAAAGUGGAGAGAGCCUCCACAGCGGCGGGAAGCUCUUUCAGCACCACUCACUGGUGGACAGCGCCUGAGCCGCGCCAACAUCUGGUCCGAGAGUAUUACUGCGUCUGCGCCAGGCAAACGCCACUGUUUUUUUACUUCCCACCCAGGCUUCUUCUGUUUUUUUUCAUCUGUCAUAUUUUUUUUAAAUUUUAUUUUGAAAUUCCUCCUUCUAAUCUUUGUGGCGGGUUUCCAAUAAGAAAGCAGCAGCGGAGUCAGGAGACGCUUUCCAACAAGGGUGCAGGAAGACAGGAGAGAUCAUAAAAAAUAAAACCAGAAGAGGCUACUUCUUUUCCUCCUGUUAUUUUGAAAGGAUUUAAAGGAACUCUGUGUGGACUCUGCUUCCUGCUUGCUUGACAGACUGAGAGAAGAGCUGCACACUUCUGGAACACCGGAGAACAGAGGAAGUCGUCCAGCUUUCUUCUUGCCUGAUGAAGGAACUCUGAACGCCACCUGAGCACACUCAGAACUAUUUAAUUUCUCUGCACAUCUGCCACCCUCAGGUGUUGGAAAGCAGAAAGGGACAUCACAGAAAAGAAGAAAAGGACGUAGAUAAACACAACAAAGAGCACAACAUUCGUACUUCUGAGUUUGUGUCAGAACAAGAAACCAUGGAAGGAGAUUUUUGAAGUCCACUUUGCUCUGUAAAGUAUUGCUGUUCCUGGAUAUUUGCAUGUACGUCUGGGUACAUGUGAGCACACUUCUUUUAUUUUCAAAGGACCUGAAUUUGUGUUUGGAUGUGGAUUUAGUCUUUCAUUAUGACUCUGCAAGGAGGCUUUGAGAGAUUGUGGACUGGCUGCCACAGAGAGGUUUGCUGUUGGGUCUUGCUGCUGGCUUGUUAUUUGUCAGACGCAUUGGCAGUCAGGCCCAAAAUGCCCGGCCACACAUACCUCAACUCAAUACGCAUCGAUGGGGACAUAUCUCUGGGUGGACUGUUUCCCGUGCAUGCCAGAGGAAACGAUGGAAAAGCCUGCGGAGAGUUGAAGAAGGAGAAAGGGAUCCACAGGCUGGAGGCCAUGCUUUUUGCCUUGGAUCGUAUUAACAAUGACAAUGAGCUGCUGCCUAAUAUCACCUUGGGGGCCCGCAUCCUGGACACGUGCUCCCGAGACACCCACGCCCUGGAGCAGUCGCUCACAUUUGUUCAGGCAUUGAUUGAGAAAGACUCGACUGAUGUCAAGUGUCUCAGCGGAGGGCCGCCCAUCAUUACUAAGCCGGAGAGAGUGGUGGGAGUGAUCGGUGCCUCGGCCAGCUCCGUGUCAAUCAUGGUCGCCAACAUUUUGCGCCUCUUCAAGAUCCCCCAAGUGAGCUACGCCUCCACAGCCCCGGAGCUGAGCGAUAACACUCGCUAUGACUUCUUCUCCCGUGUGGUUCCCCCGGACACCUACCAGGCGCAGGCCAUGGUGGACAUCGUCAAAGCCAUGGGCUGGAACUACGUUUCCACUGUAGCAUCCGAGGGGAACUAUGGGGAAAGUGGAGUCGAUGCAUUUAUUCAGAAGUCCAGAGAGGACGGUGACCUGUGUAUUUCACAGUCUGUGAAAAUACCACGAGAGCCAAGAGCCGGAGAGUUUGACAAGAUCAUUCGGAGGCUGAGCGAGAACCCCAAUGCUCGAGUGGUCAUCAUCUUCGCCAACGAGGAUGACAUCAGGCGACUUCUCCAGGCAGCCAAGAAGGCCAAUCAAACCGGUCAUUUCAUCUGGGUCGGUUCAGACAGCUGGGGAUCCAAAAUUUCCCCAAUCCUGAACCAAGAAGAAAUGGCGGAAGGUGCUGUCACCAUCCUACCAAAACGACAGUCAAUCAAAGGCUUUGAUCGCUACUUCAUCAGUCGAACUUUGGAGAACAACAGGAGGAAUAUUUGGUUUGCAGAGUUUUGGGAGAACAACUUCCAGUGUAAACUCAGUCGGCACGCCGUAAAGAAAGGAUCUGGCAUCAAAAAGUGCACAAACCAUGAGCGGAUCGGGAAGGAUUCCUCGUACGAACAGGAGGGGAAGGUUCAGUUUGUGAUAGAUGCUGUUUAUUCUAUGGCUCAUGCCCUCCACAACAUGCACAAAGACCUCUGCCCAGGGAAAGUUGGCCUCUGCUCCCAGAUGGACACCAUCAACGGCACGCUGCUGCUCAAGUAUAUUCGCAAUGUCAACUUUACAGGAAUUGCUGGCACUCCGGUGGUCUUUAACGUGAAUGGAGAUGCUCCUGGUCGCUAUGAAAUAUACCAGUACCAGAUCACAAACGCCACCACAGAAUAUAAAAUUAUUGGUCACUGGACGGAUCAGCUCUACUUGAAUGUCAAUAAGAUGCAGUGGCCCGGUGGAGAACAGGAAGUCCCGUCCUCCAUCUGCAGCCAACCGUGCCGUUCCGGGCAGCGCAAGAAGACAGUUAAGGGCAUUCCAUGUUGUUGGCACUGUGAAAACUGUGACGGCUACCAGUACCAGGCUGAUACUUACACUUGCAAGAUGUGUCGGUUCGAUUUGAGACCCAACGAGAACCACACUGGUUGUGUUCCGAUCCCUAUUGUCAAGCUGGAGUGGAGUUCUCCUUGGGCGGUAUUUCCCGUCCUUAUCGCCGUCUUGGGGAUCAUGGCCACUCUCUUUGUGGUUGCCACUUUUGUGCGAUACAAUGACACCCCGAUUGUAAAGGCGUCUGGUCGAGAACUGAGUUACGUUCUGCUGACAGGCAUUUUCCUUUGUUACGCCACGACAUUCCUCAUGAUCUCAACCCCUGAUGUGUUCGUAUGCUCUCUGAGAAGAAUUUUCCUGGGCCUCGGUAUGAGUAUCAGCUACGCAGCACUUCUUACCAAGACAAAUCGAAUAUACAGGAUUUUUGAGCAAGGCAAGAUGUCAGUCAGUGCCCCGCGGUUCAUCUCCCCGGCCUCGCAGUUAGUCAUCACUUUCAGCUUGAUAUCAGUGCAGCUGCUCGGAGUGUGCGUCUGGUUUGGCGUUGACCCGUCGCAAGCCAUCAUCGACUACGAGGACCAGCGCACAGUCAACCCAAAGAUGGCACGUGGGGUUCUUAAAUGUGACAUUUCCGACCUGUCCCUCAUCUGCCUGCUGGGUUACAGCAUGCUGUUGAUGGUCACCUGCACGGUUUACGCCAUCAAGACCAGAGGGGUUCCGGAAACCUUCAACGAGGCCAAGCCCAUCGGCUUCACCAUGUACACCACCUGCAUCGUGUGGCUAGCCUUCAUCCCGAUCUUCUUCGGGACUUCACAAUCAAGAGAAAAGAUGUACAUCCAGACCACAACCCUGACCAUCUCUGUCAGCCUGAGUGCGUCCGUGUCUCUGGGGAUGCUCUACAUUCCAAAGGUCUACGUGGUGCUCUUCCACCCAGAGCAGAACAUCUCCAAGCGCAAGCGCAGCCUGAAGGCUGUGGUCACCGCAGCCACCAUGUCCAACAAGUUCAACCCCAAAGGUGGCCUGAGGCCGAACGGAGAGGCCAAGUCUGAACUCUGCGAAAGUCUGGAGACACAAGACUGUGUUGAGAGAGGCGAUCCUUGUGAGGGACUUUAGACUCUCAGCGUUGGCUUCGAAGCAGACAUACAUAAGCUACAGCAACCACGCCAUCUAAGAGAGUGAAGACCCAGGAAGACCUCGGCCUGCCGGAGGAAUCCCCUGUGUUUGGAAUUUUGUUAGGAUACAGGGGGUGGAAAGAUGGGAAUUUGUCAUACUUGAAGGAUGUAAGAUUGUUUUUUAUGGAAUCUUAAAGGCUCACAUGCCAAAAUGGAGGAUAUAUUAGGAGCUUGGAGGAGAGAGAUGUCAGACGUAGAAUGGUAGGAAACAGAAGAUUUCCCUCUUUCCUCCCCCCAUGUCUGAGACAAGCGGGUGUCAGUCACUUGUGCUUUCAGAUGCAAACUAAGUGGACCUGCUGUAGCCUCCUCUGAAGUGUAUAGCACACCGUCUCAGUUCUCUCUGAGGCUCAAUUGUCCGUUUUGAGAAAAACAGAUAAGAAUCGUUCAGUCAAAUAGAGCUGGCGAGGGGGGGGGGGCUCGCCAGCAAAUAUAGAAAAUGCAGCAAUUAUUUUUGGUUACAGGUUUUAGUGGACUUCAACGCUGCAGUACUCUCCAAACUGUUCAUGCCUUACAACCGCACAGUCAGUGUACCCACAACGUUUGUGAAACGCAUAAAGACAAAGCUGCGGGGGGGUCGUCUCGGUUGUGUUCUAACUGUUUCAUAUUUCUAUCGAUGACGCCAUUGUCUUUGGGAAACCUAGUGUACAGUCCCAGAGCAUGCUGAUGGGAGCAUCACACGUACCGUGUUGUGUCGUCGACGUCUAUGGAAUGCAACAUUUGUCCUGGUUGUCAUUCACGUUGGAGAUGUUGUGUUUGGGUGGAUGGUUUGAGUGAGGAGAAGGAGUCCAACAAAAACCAGAUUCACAGUUUACAUCAACAGCAUUUACAGUAAAGAUUUGGAGUUUGAAAAAUGCAUUUUGUUAACAUAAUGGCCCUUAUUUAUCACGUUUUUCAUACAAACAUAGCAUGUGUCAAAUACUAAAACCAGUUUAUAGUGGUAUUCCUGUGAUUUUUACUGCAGUAAAGACGGUUCUAACAGUUUCCCAACAGAGUUUAGCUCUGCCUUAAGGAGUAUCGUGUUCAUUUUUAUCAUAAAAGUAAUUCACUGGAGACAGAGUAUUCUGCCCCUAAGUUAUGGCAAAUGUGUUAUUGUAGGACAGUGAAGUUGUAUAAUAUAUUGGUCGGUAUGAAUACAUAAGUAUUCUUGCUUUUCAUAACCUAUGAUGGACUACCCAGACGGGAUUAUUACUGAAUGGGUAAUAAAUAUUGUAUGACCGUGUGUCUCUGCUAUAACAUGAUUUAGUAAGUGUCUAGGUGCAGGAAAUGCAACAUUAUUCAGGGAUGCUUUUAAACAAGAAAACUAUUAACUUAGAUUCAUUUUAGAAAAAAAUUAUUUCAUUUGAAAUGUGAAAUAAUUUUAACUUGUAAACUGUUAUCUUUUAUCAAAAACAGGGGCAUAGGUUGUGUCAUUGCAUUAAAUAAAAUCUUCAUUUUCAAUCCUGUAGAUAGUGGAUCAGUAUCAUCAGGAAUGUCAUACAAACUUCCCCACAUACUGCUCAAGAAAACUGUAAAAAAUCAACAUAUAAAGUUUGUGGUCUCAAAGCAAGCCCAUAUCAUAGUCAUUCCACCUUCUUGCUUGACAGCUGUGAAAUAUAAAACUUUAAAUUGUGCCAAAAUUAUGUUGGAUUUAAAUCCACAACAAUAAUACACAUCUACCAAUCAUUUAGAUAACAACUUUAAAAACUGAAGUCAAAGCCGGUUAUGUUUUAUUAUUUGCAACUCCUCUAAAAAGAGAAACAAUGCAUGUAAAGUUGAUUUCUAACAUGCAAGGAUAUAAACAUUGCUGUUCUUGUAAAACAGGGAGUUGAAACAUUUAAAAAAUACAGUAAACCUAUGAGAAUGACAGACAGCAACAACUGCUUCUCUACAGUAUAUACUGAUGCUUUCAUUGGUGUAAAACUGAAAACUGAAGGCAGCAGGCUGAUAAUUAGUAUUUUUUCUUAUAGCAAUUAACCCUUUUACAUUAAAACUUUUGCUCCAGUGUUGCACUCUUUCGUCUACCGUGAUUCUUCAAUCAUGUAUGCAUUCAACGUAAACCAGCUGAUUCUAAAAGCGGCUUUGCGUCGUUUUGCAGCACUCAACAUUCGUAAUGUUUUGUAUCUCAAUGCAAAACAAAUAUAAAAAGUAGAGCUGCAUGAUAAUAUCAGUUACUGAUAAUUAUUGUCUGAUAAUGGACAUUAUGACGCCCUGCCGAUAAUUCUAAAAAGAAAAGAAAUUGCAGAUAAAAUUUACAGAUAAUUAUACACUUAAAUUGGGCAUUAUUUGUAUAUAAAAAUGUUCUUAUUACAUUACUAUUUAAGUUGAAGUCUUAACAUUUGCAAUGGCCAUUGAAAUGUACUUUCUCUAUUUACAGAUGUUUGGCAGACUGAAAAAGUUAAUAGUGUUUAUGCUACCUGUUAUUUCAUUAUUUUUUAAAACAAGCACUGCAGAUUUGUUGGAAUACAUAAGAGCCAUUUGCUCUUACUUUUUACUUGCAAAUAUUUUUUCUUGAGUAUUUAAAAAAUAUCGGUUGUUUAUGAGUAUCUGCAGCAAGAGGCCAGAAAAUAUCAGACAUCGGUUCUAAAAAAAAAGCUAAUUUUUUAUCAUAAUUGUUUUAUCAGAAUCAGCAGGUUAAUGUUGAUUGGUCCUCAAAUGGUACAUUAAAUGGUACUUCAAAUGGUACUUCAAAUACUCUUUGAUGUACCAUGGGUGCAUCAAAGAGUAUUAUUUAGAUGUCACUGGUGACAUCUCUGGAGUUAAAGGGUUCACUAAAAGGACCCAUCAACCAGAAUCUGACAUUUUCUCCAAAAUCUUUUAUCUUCUUUUAUAACAGUUCGAUUUUCUUAAGGUUAAAAUAAAAAACAAUCUAGGAAGUCAUGGAGUAUCAAACAAGAUAUACUGUACACAGUUCGCCAGUAUGAAUAUCUUGAUCGCAAAAUGGUUGUAAAACUCUAACCUUGACAAAGGGUCAAUUUUUUUAGUGAUAGUAGUUAAGGGAAACUACAGAGGGUCUUCAUGAGAGUUCCUAUUUUUGCCAGUAGAAACCAACAGACCUACAUGUCCUCAUUGAGUUGAGGAACAGGAACAACCACCUUUUUCACUAUGCAGUUCAACUGGUAGGAGGUCUUAACUAUCCUUUUCUCUUAAUCCUCACACAUUGAUCUACCUGUGUUGGUAUAAAACUCCUUAAGUCUAAGCCAAACUCAUGUAGAACCAAUAAUGGUUCAAUAUUUGACUAAAUAUUUUAGCAAUCCAAUUGAAAAAAGCAUCAACGUUGAUAAAUAAGGGCCAGUGCCUUCAUUUUGUGCCUCAUUCCUGUUGUUGUACUCCUGCCAUUCUUCCACGUCAGAGGAUUUUUUUUUAUUUAACCAUUACAUUUGUAUCAGAUUUGAACUUUAAUAACCAACAAAAAACAAUUCACCAUUAAAUGUACAAUCAACAGACAGAUCUGCAGUCUCUUAUGUUGUAUCCCUUGUCCCACCAUCAAUGUAGCUCUUGAAUUUGUCUCAUUCAGUGU